Messenger RNA from Polyodon spathula (Mississippi paddlefish), 761 nucleotides. RefSeq names its product GTPase IMAP family member 9-like. The coding region runs from base 69 to 761 and encodes 230 amino acids. The record is from RefSeq and is a predicted model, not a curated record. Gene Ontology annotation, molecular function: GTP binding. NCBI's taxonomy places the organism in Eukaryota, Metazoa, Chordata, Actinopteri, Acipenseriformes, Polyodontidae. The transcript has 2 exons.
GAGAGAGAGAAGAGAGAGAGAGAGAGGGAGGGGUGGCAGCCGCAGGUUUUCAAAAAGGGCGGGGGAUCAUGGCUGAAGAAACUGUUUCUCAAGAGCUGCGCAGCGCCUCUGAGCUGAGGAUCGUGCUGCUUGGGGGAAACUGGCCUGGGAAGAGUUCAGCAGGGAACACGAUCCUGGGCACAGAGGAGUUUAGGUCUGGAUUCAGCUUUUCUGCAGUAACGGUGGAGUGUGAGAAGAGAACAGGAGAAGUGUCUGGGAGACGGGUCACUGUGGUCGACACUCCAGACUUGUUACACGCAGACCGGGUUGAGAUUGAGAGAUGUGUUUCUCUGUCUGCCCCGGGACCCCACGCUUUCCUCCUGGUGAUACCCGUGUAUAUAAAAGAAAUGACUGACUCUGUCCGUGAGUUUAUAGUAGAAGAGUAUUGCAAACCCUUUGAUAAAGUGCAGGAGCUGUUUGGUGAGAGAGCUGUGAGGAACACGAUGGUCCUUUUUACCCACGGGGAUUGUCUGGAAGGCAAGACAAUUGAACAGCGCAUUGAGGAAGCUGGUGAGGAGUUCCAGCAGGUUGUUGAGAAAUGUGGGAACAGGUAUCAUGUUCUCAACAAUGAGGACAGGAGCGAUCGCACUCAGGUCACACAGCUCCUGGACAAGAUAGACAACAUGGUGAAGGGAAGUGGAGGCUGCUACCUCCCAAUAUCAUCUGAGAUUUACCAGGAGGUAGAAGAAAGGAUUAGACUAAAGGAACAGGAGCUGAGAUAA